Messenger RNA from Drosophila innubila, 1563 nucleotides. RefSeq names its product fibrinogen-like protein 1. The transcript is spliced from 2 exons. The record is from RefSeq and is a predicted model, not a curated record. The coding region runs from base 64 to 1251 and encodes 395 amino acids. NCBI's taxonomy places the organism in Eukaryota, Metazoa, Arthropoda, Insecta, Diptera, Drosophilidae.
UUCUCUCUCGCGCGAUCUGAACAUCGGUUGUCGUACAUCAGUGAACAAAUAAAAAAAAAGAAAAUGAAAAGAGCUAUAUGUGUUUUAAUAUUCAUUGCAAUAUUUCAUUUAUUAAAUGCUCAGGCUGACUUAUUGGAAAUAUUUCGAUUACAGAAAGAGCUUAAGAACUCAUAUAGUGAUCUUGAGAAGUUGCAAGCAAAGUAUAAAACUAAAUUAAGAGAAGCUAUUAUGAUGCAAAAUGAAAAUGUAAUACAAGAUAUCAAUAGCCAUGUUAAUGAUGAGCUUUUAAAGUGUCGAGAGCAAAACUUGGCCUUCGAAGGGCUAAACAAGAUUUAUGUAGAACAAAUCGCAGAUCUACAGAACAAAGUGAAUACAGGGAAUACCAGUUUGGAGGAAAAAGAUCGUCAAGUACGGGAAGGUCUUGAGACUAUAACUGUCUACACAACAAUUAUCAAUGACCAAGCUACACAAAUAGAACUUUUAAAGGAAGAUCUAAAAAUUAAAUCGCAAAUAAUCUUCCAUAUGGAAACCAGAGCAAAGGACAUUAACGACAGAUUUAAAAAUCUUGAAGACCUCACAUCAAGUACAUCAACCGAUAUUGAAGAAAACAGCUGCCUUCCAUUCGGAGAGUCUACUGAUGUGCAUUUAAUAAAGGUUGAUGAAGACGAGCCCUUCCCAGUACCCUGUGAGUCUCGAUUAUCUGGCCCCGGAUGGACUGUUGUCCAACGUAGGAUAGAUGGAAGCGUCCAAUUCAAUCGAAAUUGGCUGGAAUAUAAAGAGGGAUUUGGUAAUUUGAGUGGAGAGUUUUUCAUAGGCCUAGAGAAGUUACAUCGCAUGACGUCUGCAAGGUCACACGAGCUCUAUAUUUACAUGAUAGAUUUUAACAACGAGAGCAGCUAUGCACAUUAUGAUAACAUCAUUGUUGAUGGCGAGAGUGAGCAAUAUACUCUAAGAGAACUGGGCGAUUACACUGGCACCGCUGGUGAUUCAAUGCGUGAUAAUGAGCAUCAAAAGUUCAGCACCUUAGACAGGGACAAUGAUGUGAGCGAAUUAAACUGUGCACAGACCUGCUUGGGUGGUUGGUGGUACAACAACUGUGGUUUAAGUAAUCUAAACGGUCAAUACUCUAAGCAGGAUGAUUAUUAUGAUAGUUCUGAGUAUGGCAUAUAUUGGGAUGAAUGGCAUGGACCGGGUUAUACGCUGCAGUCGGUGCAAAUGCUGAUUAGACCAAAAAUAAAUACAGAAAAAUGAAAGCAAUAAACAUAAAUAUCAAAUAUAGAUACACAUCUUAAAUACUUAAAAAUGCUCAGAAAUAAACUACCAUCUUGGGUAAAAUAAAUGCAACAGCCAAUUAAAUUACUCUCAUAUUCAUAGACUUUAACGUCAUGGCUGACGAGAACAAAAUUUUCCCAGAAAAAUCAUCAACAAUAUAUUGCGUAUUAAAAUUUUGAAAAUGUUUCCCUUGUUUCUUAUUAUUUUUUAUGAAACAAAUUGAAAUGGCCUCAAGCAUUUUGUUGAAGUGCACUUGGAUGUUAUAUUAAAAUGUUUGGAUCUGUACUGAGA